AUGGGAUUAUUGAGCCGACUUCGUGGCCGCUCCAAAAGCCAGGGCGGUGCGGGGGUUGCUGUGAGCUAUGAGCACCUCCGCACUGAUACUCGUUAUGACCGCGUCCCUUCCAUCUCCGGGUUUGCUACGGAUCAGACAAAGAGGCUCCCUUCGCAGGUUCUAUCUCGGAUUCUCGCUUUCGUCUGUCCCCAUGCUGUCGAUGGCUCCUACGAUACUUCAGAGGAGUCGAUGACCGAAGAUGGCUGCAUGCUUUGUGACAUGCGCGAUCUGGCGCACUGUGGACUGGUCUGCAAGCGCUGGUAUCCAGUGGCUCAAUCUUUGCUAUACUCCCAUGUUCGCAUUGACCCCGUCCACUACUGCGAACUCGAGGUGGAACUGGCAGCCAAACGGAAACAACACUCGUUCUUCGACCGCAAUGCGGAUCCGAUCGAUGCACCGCAAGUGCGAUUGGCGCUUUUUAUGCGAUCUGUUCGACAAUCACGAGGGCUGGGAGCGAUGGUACUCUCGCUGCGUAUGCCGUACAUGACCCGCGAGGCGAACAAAGCAGAGAUCGCCCGGACUGUCUCGGUAUUGCCCAACGUUCGCUACGUUGACUUACCGUCUGGAAUCUACAGCGACGAUCCGACAUGUCUCACUCUGAAACGAGAGCUCAUGGCUCGCUGCCUAGAUCUACGUCGCAUGAGCUAUCGUCGCGGAGCGGAGGGGAGCUUCGUUCAACUUCCCGGUUCCCAGCUUUGGAUGAACCUGGAGAUCCUGGAACUGUCACAUCUACAGGUGGAGCCGAGUACUCUUCGUCUUGGCUUGGCUUCCUUCCCUCGACUUCGCGAGCUGACCAUGGACAAUCUCCCCUUGCUGGAUGACUCGGUCUUUACUGCCUCCCAGUCCCUUCCUCCAUUCCCAGCCGUGCAGCGCCUUACUCUUCGAGAUAUCCCGAAUGUCACAGCAAGCGGGCUUGCUGAAUUUCUCUCCCUUCCCCUUCAUCGACAAUCUUUACUCUAUCUCACAUUAUCCUCGACUGGAGUCGUCCCUUGGAGCUUGCAUCGAAUUCUGUCUGCAGCGCCGGAGCUCCGGUCGUUGCUGGUGAUUCAGGAAGUGACGCGGUCUUUCCCACCCGAGAAGAUUCCCCCCCUCGCGUCAAGGUCCCUGGAGCUGCUACACUACGAGAUCACGUCUGCCUCGGGUUCCUACGGCGUUCUCCCUAAAGCUGCUUCGUAUUAUGCUUACCUGAUCUCGGGCUUGAUGACCAACGCCCUCCCGGCGCUUCGUGAUAUCUAUGUUCGUGACGCGGACUUCCCCGAAGCGCUUCUCCUUACACCCCCGCCUCGUCUUCUGGGCGGCGGUGAAACGGGACCCCAAUUCCUCGGUGGCGGCCUUGCGCAGCCACUCAAUGUGUACAGCAAGGGGCUAGAUGAGCUGGAGUGGAAUUUCACGCCAUAUGAGCCACUCUCCACCCACGGUCGACGAGACAGUACCACCCGACCUGUUAGUUUCCACGACCCACAACUCAGUCGGUCUUGGGGAGGUGAAGCACGAAAGAGCGUGUUGGUUGGCAACGGCUUUGGCGGGUUCCUGGCCAUUCCUGUCGAGGACGGCCGACCGAAGAGUAGUGGUGGCUGGAGACGAGAGAGCCGUCAGGAUCUGUGGCGGUGA
Molecule: messenger RNA, 1650 nt
Organism: Aspergillus ochraceoroseus IBT 24754
Lineage: Eukaryota; Fungi; Ascomycota; Eurotiomycetes; Eurotiales; Aspergillaceae
Product: F-box domain protein
Exons: 2
Coding region: 1-1650 (549 amino acids)
Molecular function (GO): protein binding
Source: RefSeq, a predicted model, not a curated record